Venustampulla echinocandica is the source of this 1623-nucleotide messenger RNA. RefSeq lists its product as uncharacterized. The transcript is spliced from 5 exons. NCBI's taxonomy places the organism in Eukaryota, Fungi, Ascomycota, Leotiomycetes, Helotiales, Pleuroascaceae. Bases 1 to 1623 code for a protein of 540 amino acids. Gene Ontology annotation, cellular component: centrosome; cytoplasmic dynein complex. Gene Ontology annotation, biological process: microtubule cytoskeleton organization; microtubule-based movement. The record is from RefSeq and is a predicted model, not a curated record. Gene Ontology annotation, molecular function: dynein heavy chain binding.
AUGGCUUCCUCAAACAACAGAACCUCGACAUAUACACACUCGUCGACGGGCGACCACGACCGACCAAAGAGCUCAGACGCGAAGAAGGACCUAUGGUCUUCCAUGCUAGAUGGAGUUGCUAGCGGAAAGCGAUUACCAGAGAAGAAUAUCCUAGUCCUCGGUAGGUUUCAACAAGCUGCGAACAAAUGGCAUAUAACUGACGGUGAGGCAGGCGGCUCUACGGAUUCCCAGAGGGAGUUUCUUGAAGGAUUGGCUGCUGAAGAUACGAGGAAGAAUUCAGAUCGGCAGAGUAGCAAGCAACCCCCUAUAGCGAACAAUAUCGCCCUAGGAUACACAUAUCACGAUGUUCUGGAUGCCGACCACGAGGAUAUCCUGGCCCGCCUUUCGUUGUACCUGCUCGCCGACCCCUCGCCAUCGUUCACACCCCUUCUACGACCCCUCCUGACUCCCGAAAGCAUCCCAAAUACCCUUAUAGUUAUACUACUUGAUUGGUCACAGCCAUGGUUCUGGCUGAGGCAAUUACGGGAUUGGAUAAGUUUACUACGGACGCUACUGGUUUCGCUGGACGAUGAUUGCAAAGAAAAGAUGGAGGAGGUCAUGCUCAGUUGGCGAGACAGAGGGCGCGGUGGACAUAGUCUCGACGGUGUAGCUACCAGCAGUACGACUGAGAGCGAUAUCAGCUUGCCGUUGGGUCCUGGAGAGUGGGAUGCAGCCCUUGGUCUACCACUAUGCGUUGUCUGUCAGAAUUCUGAUCAUAUUGAGAAGCUGGAGAAAGAGCGAUCUUGGGGAGAAGAGGAGUUUGACUUCAUCUUGCAGUUUUUGCGAACGAUAUUACUAAAGCACGGCGCAUCUCUUGUGUACACCAUUCCAUCCGUCUCCAGCCCGCUAAAGAACAUCGUACACUCAUCCCUAGGCAUACAUUCGCUUCUAAAACAGCAACAUUUCAAACACAACGUCAUUGACCGGGAUAAGGUAGUGGUACCACCAAACUGGGAUUCUUGGGGCAAGAUCAGAGUUCUUCGGGAAGGAUUUAACGUGGAGGCUAUUAACAAAGCAUGGUCCAUUGACAUCGAAGAAGAUGAAUUUCCUGAGCUAUCACCCAGUGGCGAUACGAACGACGAGGACGAGGACGAGUCGCCCAAAGCUCCACCAGGAGCCGUAGCAGCUUACGAGGCUACAAUCCGUGACCCGCAGCUCGACGCUCUACAAGCAACAUCCACAGAAACCAACGGGUCUAAACUCGAGGUUUCCAGCCAGGAUACACAGGCCUUCCUGAGCAAGCAGCUACAAGUGCUAGACCACAUCAGAAUAGACGCAGAUCCUUCUGGAUUGGUGGCCGGGCGGAAUGUGAAAGAGGCGGAUGCCCAAGGCGAUGAGGGUCGUGUGAGUGAGCACAUUGGACCCGUGCAGUUCAAUAUGGGCGGUAUACAGGUUGAUGCCGAUGAUAUGUUGCAAAAACUUAAGGACCGCCAAACCUACCAAACCCCCGAGCCCACCUCCCCGGGCCUCACAUCCUCGGAUGGGAAGCCACAGAACCACGAGGCCUUGGCAUCAUUUUUCGCUGGCCUCAUGAAGAGAGGUGGGGGAAGUGCUGCUAGUAGUCCGAAACCCGGAACCUCGUAG